Molecule: messenger RNA, 2757 nt
Organism: Trichosurus vulpecula (common brushtail)
Lineage: Eukaryota; Metazoa; Chordata; Mammalia; Diprotodontia; Phalangeridae
Gene: SEC22B
Product: SEC22 homolog B, vesicle trafficking protein
Exons: 5
Coding region: 162-809 (215 amino acids)
Biological process (GO): endoplasmic reticulum to Golgi vesicle-mediated transport; retrograde vesicle-mediated transport, Golgi to endoplasmic reticulum; vesicle fusion with Golgi apparatus
Cellular component (GO): SNARE complex; Golgi membrane; endoplasmic reticulum-Golgi intermediate compartment
Molecular function (GO): SNAP receptor activity
Source: RefSeq, a predicted model, not a curated record
AGACAAGCCUCUCGCGCUUCUGUUUCCGGCCACCUCAGCGGGGGAAGAGGAGACGCAGGCAGAGGGAGCUACCAGAGCGGAGUGCCGAGCGGAGGACGGAGGGAGACCACCGCGACUGCCAUUGUCUGGGGGCCGUGUUGGCGCUCCUGUAACCAGAAGAGAUGGUGUUGCUGACGAUGAUCGCCCGGGUGGCGGACGGGCUUCCGCUGGCGGCCUCCAUGCAGGAAGACGAGCAGUCUGGCCGGGACCUUCAACAGUACCAGAGUCAGGCCAAGCAACUGUUUCGCAAAUUGAAUGAACAGUCCCCUACAAGAUGUACCUUGGAAGCAGGAGCCAUGACCUUUCAUUACAUUAUCGAGCAGGGAGUGUGUUACCUGGUUUUGUGUGAAGCUGCUUUCCCCAAAAAGUUGGCAUUUGCCUACCUUGAGGAUUUGCACUCCGAAUUUGAUGAACAACAUGGAAAGAAGGUGCCCACUGUCUCCAGACCCUACUCCUUCAUUGAAUUUGAUACUUACAUUCAGAAAACCAAAAAACUGUACAUUGACAGCCGUGCACGGAGGAACCUGGGCUCCAUCAACACUGAAUUACAGGAUGUUCAGAGAAUCAUGGUGGCUAAUAUUGAAGAAGUCCUACAGCGAGGGGAAGCCCUCUCAGCAUUGGAUUCCAAAGCCAACAAUUUGUCCAGUUUGUCCAAGAAAUAUCGUCAGGACGCGAAGUAUUUGAACAUGCGUUCCACCUAUGCCAAACUUGCGGCAGUUGCUGUGUUUUUUAUCAUGUUGAUAGUGUAUGUACGAUUCUGGUGGCUUUGAGCCGGUUGAUGCCAUCCUUGGCAGGGGAGAGCCUGAAGUGUGGCAGGUGUAUGUUUGCAGGACACUGAGUGCACAGGGCUGUGCGUUAGGAUCCAAAUGGGACUUACGACUACUGAGACCUAGAAAGAAAGGAAGUGUCCUAAAUGCCAUAGGUCACCCCUCAUUUAGUGAAGCUUCACCCUCUAAAGAAGGUCUUGUUGGGGACUAAAGACUUUCUCUGGGUGGCACGCUGUAUGUGUUAGGGAUCAGUAGACUUCCCCCCACCCCACCCCUGUGUUCUGAACCCUUAGGCAUCAUUGACUAGGGCAUUCCCUUUCUGGAAUGGAUCCAUCACUGGGACUCGUACUAACCAACUUCUAGUGGCACCACCUUGUUCCUUCUUUUAGAGAAGGCAGCCCUAAUGGAAACUGUUAAGCGCCAAUGAACAUUCCUAAUGUGGGUAGUGCUUGUUUUUUUCUGGAAUCUGGAUCUUCAAUGGCCACUCAAACAAGACUCCUGUAUGUGAAGGCUGAUUUCUGUACAUACCUUAAUGUCUUUUUCUUCCUGUGAGAAGUUAACUUUGUUGUUUUCCUUUUCUGAUAUUUUGCUUAUUGCACAAUUGCUAUGGGGUUAAAUGAAUAUUAAAUUGAGAUGCCUUGAAAUUAAUGCUGUAUCCCCUCCCUGAUUAGGAAGGUAAUAGGCUUUCUAUAACAUAAUACUUAAACACAAAUUUUAAACUAUUGUGGGAAGUUGUUAAUUUCCUUCCUAAACAUCCUGCUUCAUAUAACACAGGGGAGAAGAGUAAGAGUGUCUGAAUACUAUUACCGGCUAGAGGCUCAGCACCUACUCUAGCUCCUUUCUUGCUUCCAUUUAUUAAUUUUUUUUUUACUUUUUUGUUUUUCCCCAUGUAUAUUUCUAUGAUGGGGGCUGGGAGAAGGGAGGGCACAAAAAGGUCACUUUGAUCAACAGUCUUAAGCUUCAUGGUGAGCAUUUUCAGAUAAUCCAGAUUAUAAAACAGAAAAUGUUCAUUUGUGUAGGGAAUCAAUUUUUGAUUUCAGUUUUUCUGUGUUUUAUUACAAAUAUUUUUAACUAAGAAAGUCUGUCAGAAUUACCAAUGUUCCUCCUGUUUGUGUAUGCUUUCUAAGAAAGUUACCUUUCUAAGUAUAGGAAUCUCAUUUACUGUAUUUUUAAAUAGCUAGUAGAAUGACAUCUGACCUCACCUCCACUCUUUCUCCUGUGUGCUCUUUUUUAAGCACCUGGCUCUCUUGUUUCUCCCACCCCUAGGGUGAUAGAAAUUUCCUUUUACUUUUGGAGGUGGGAUUUUUGGAAUAAGGACCAGGGGCAAGGUGAGUAAAGAUCUUAUGCAGCCUAUCUAGUGUCUCCAGCUCCUAGAACAAAUAUUGUUUGAGAAGAGGCAGAAUGACACCCUGCUUAAUUCUCAGCACUUUAAAAAUGUCUUUAGUUCAAUAAGUCCAGUAGGUGUGACUUUCAAACUACAAAAGUUAUUUAAGGUCCAAGCCCUGUUUCCUGAUUAGGCGUUAGGAAGGAAUCAGUUUCCCCUAUAAAAAGACAAAGAGAUUUGAUUUGUCUCUCCUGAUUUACUUAGAACCCUCUGAAAAAACCUGAUAUAGUAGCAACUAUUAUGGUCCCAGCAUGGAUAAGAAUCUAUCAGCCUCCCCAGAACAAUCUGUGUGACUACAGUUCAUCAGAAGCAGGCCUCAGAUCAAAACAGGUUUUUUUGAGUAGUCAGAAGUUGCUCUUUAUAGACAGAAAUAGUCCCCCCAAAUCUUGUCUCUAUAUGCAGCUGAAUGUUCCUGCUAUGUAGGUCUGUGAAAGGCUGAAGAUUGAUCCCAAUAUGGCUCCCUAAGAUUUGGCGCCAUUCAGGAAUGGAGAAUGUGGCAGCUUGAUGAAAGUCGAAUGCUGCCACCUGAGGGUCAGCAACAAAAUAAAUUUCUUCUAAGAACAUCUC